Messenger RNA from Hippocampus comes (tiger tail seahorse), 2059 nucleotides. It is a transcript of the gene zdhhc2, whose product is annotated as zDHHC palmitoyltransferase 2. Lineage: Eukaryota; Metazoa; Chordata; Actinopteri; Syngnathiformes; Syngnathidae. The record is from RefSeq and is a predicted model, not a curated record. The coding region runs from base 200 to 1300 and encodes 366 amino acids. The transcript has 13 exons. Gene Ontology annotation, molecular function: palmitoyltransferase activity.
UGUCUGAGGCUGAGCAUGCUGCAGCAUCACAUGUUGAGGGGGGAUUCUGGGAUUGAUGAGGCUGAUCGCAUCUGAGGAGACGAUGCAUUGACAGUCCUCAGUGAGACACCGGGACGCGCGUGCACAUCGGCGAGUAAACGCGCACGCUAAAAAACACUCGCGUUGAAUUCCCACAGUGGAUAUGAUCCUCUCCUAGACUAUGGCACCGUCAGGUUCACGUAAUGUCAAACGGGGCUGCAAAAGAGUUUUCUACUGGAUCCCGGUCCUAUUCAUCGCACUCAUAGUGGCUUGGUCGUACUACGCCUUCGUUGUGCAGCUUUGUUUGGUUUCAAUUGAAGACACGUGGGAAAAGGUUGUCUAUUUAAUGGUGUACCACGUGAUCUUCAUCAUGUUUAUUUGGGCUUACUGGCAAACCAUCUUCACCAAGCCCAUGAACCCUUUGAGGGAGUUCUGCCUGUCCUAUUCGGACAAGGAGCUGCUGGAGCGUGAAGACCGGGGUGAGUCGCAGCAGGAGAUCCUGAGGAGAAUAGCUAAGGAGUUGCCAAUCUACACACGCACCAACUCUGGAGCCAUCCGUUUCUGUGACCGCUGCCAGCUGCUGAAGCCUGAUCGAUGUCACCAUUGUUCAGUUUGUGAUAAAUGUAUCUUAAAAAUGGAUCACCACUGUCCCUGGGUGAACAAUUGUGUGGGAUUCUCCAACUACAAGUCGUUCAUGCUGUUUUUGGCGUACUCCCUACUUUACUGCCUUUUUAUAACUGCGACAGACCUUCAAUACUUCAUUAAGUUUUGGAUGAAUGGCUUUCCAGACACUCAGGCCAAGUUCCACAUUCUCUUCCUCUUCUUCUCUGCCUCCAUGUUCUCAGUCAGCCUCGCUUCGCUUUUCGUCUAUCACUGCUGGCUUGUCUUCAAGAAUAGAUCCACCCUCGAGGCUGUUCGUGCGCCAGUGUUUCGUCAUGGCACAGACAAGAACGGAUUCAGUCUGGGCUCCAGUAAGAACUUCCGCCAAGUGUUUGGUGAUGAAGCCAAAUACUGGCCUUUUCCAAUUUUCUCCAGUUUAGGGGAUGGUUGCUCAUUCCCAACAUGCCUGGUGAAUAUUGACCCUGAGCAACAGUAUUCACCCGCCAACCACAACGUCGCACCAAAGGGUAAAACAGACAGUUGCCACUUCCCCUUCAAGCCAAUGAGGGAGAGUCAAAGUCGACUGCUCAGCAGUACCGCCUCUUGGACUGAAAGCGACAUUGCGGCAGAUGACAAGAAUGGCACAAAUAACCCGCUGAUGACUACAGAAAAUGAGGCGUAGGGACACGGAUCUCCUCUUGAGAAGUGUCCAUGCUGCUCCCUUUUCAGUGGGUUGUGUCGCGACGGUGACGUCGCCGGUGUCUACUGUAGUAUUUCCCUGACAUCCAAACAUGGAGCGUGAACUCGAAUGUCGGCGGCAUGUCCUGAUGCUGUCUGGAAGGUUGCGAACUUUCAAAGUCAAGUGUGAUCCUUCCCAAUUUGCAUUCCAGUGAUCUCAAUGUCUUUUUUUGAUAUAUGUGGGAAAAAAAGAGAUGUGGAAGGGCUGUGUAGUCGUGUAUCUUGUGCUGGUUAUUCAUUGAGUGGAAUAUGCCUAAGCUACAGUACAGUAUGCAUUUCUAAGCUUGCCAAAUGUUUGCACAUCAAAAGUAGAUUCUUAUGUUCAUUUGGUGAUGGCAGCAGGAGCGAGAACUUUUGCAUGCUUUCAUCUCAGGAUAUCAAGACAAAUGUAUCUUCGUGGUUAAGUGUACUACGGGAUGCAUGGAAACAACAACAUGACCUAGUAAAUAGGCAUGAAAGUAAAAAUAAGGGCUAUAUUCUGAUUUGUUGUAAUAUGGGCGGAAUAUGUGCCUGUAGUAGGGGAUUAUCGGGGUUUGUUGUCACGUUGCAAUUAUCUUCUCCACCAGAGGACGCAAGUAUAAAGUGGGAUACUUGUUUUCUUCCUAUAGUAGUAGUCGUGUCAUGUCCAAGAAGACAAUAGCAUGUUGUGAGCUGAGAUGAGCAGUAAUGUUAACCAUUUUGCACGACCCCACCCAAAAAAAAA